AUGAUGACGAUCAUAGAACUACUGAUAUUCACAAUCAUAUUCAUGCAAGUAUGGAAUGCUUGUGAUGCAUUUGGUUGCUGUCCCAUAAUGGUACCUUGCGUACCAAUUAAAUGCAGGCCAUGCAUACCAUUUCCAUGUCCACCACCUCCUCCUCCUCCUCUAACCUAUUCACCUCCACCUCCACCUUGCCCUCCACCACCAAUAUGUCCACAACCUCCUCCUCCAGUAAUCUGUCCACCUCUACCUCCCCCUUGUCCCCCACCAGUAAUAUGUCCACCACCUCCCCCUCCAAUAAUCUGUCCACCUCUACCGCCUUGUCCUCCACCGCCAAUUUGUCCACGACCAAUAAUUUGUCCACCAACAUUACCACCUCUACCACCUCCAACACCCCCACCAUACCAAACCCCACAUCCAAUACCUAUUUAUCCUGUUCCGGCCCCGAGGGCGACAUAUACAACACCAGCGAUUAAUGAUUGCUGUUGCACGUGCGUCAUACCUUGCACACCUUCACAAAUGAGAGUGCACGGUGCCAAAAUAUUUUCAACUUCACUUGUUACUGAUGUGGAAUAUGACUCGAAAUGCAAUAAUCCUGUUUUGAAAUCAAUUAUGGAAGAGAACAUAAUGGAUGAUAUAACCAUUUCCAAACGUGAUAUUCAACGGGUAGCUGAGGAAAAACUAUUUAAAAAAUUCAAUGUAAUCUGUUCGGAAAAUGAUUUCGCCUAUAUUGCAUACACUGAUACUUUUUGCCAACAUUCGAAAAAUGACAUAUCCUGUUAUGCUUUCAGUCCACUUCCGGAAUUUUAA
This is a messenger RNA of Cercopithifilaria johnstoni, 804 nucleotides long. Lineage: Eukaryota; Metazoa; Nematoda; Chromadorea; Rhabditida; Onchocercidae. The record is from the annotation of a GenBank genome assembly.